This is a messenger RNA of Myxozyma melibiosi, 678 nucleotides long. RefSeq lists its product as uncharacterized. The record is from RefSeq and is a predicted model, not a curated record. Gene Ontology annotation, cellular component: nucleolus. Gene Ontology annotation, biological process: negative regulation of protein kinase activity. The transcript has a single exon. Lineage: Eukaryota; Fungi; Ascomycota; Lipomycetes; Lipomycetales; Lipomycetaceae. Bases 1 to 678 code for a protein of 225 amino acids. Gene Ontology annotation, molecular function: double-stranded RNA binding; protein kinase inhibitor activity; protein kinase binding.
AUGGCACCACCUCCGGGCGGAGUUCUGGUCACGAACGAGAUCAAGGCCAGGCGGCAUGGCUCACAAGCAUCUACAACAGACGCGACCGACGACGAACCACGGCCUGCGAAGAAAAGCAGAGUCUCGACAGAUCCAUACGACACUCUACGCGCACAACUCGACACGCUCUCCAAGCGGCCGGACAAGCCGAUCGUGAUUCCGCGGCCGCCCUCGCCGUCGUCACUGCUCCCGCCUCCGCCGGAGAUUGUGAAGAACGUACAGGGAUCCAGCGCUGGUGCCGGAUCUGGCGAGUUCCAUGUCUACAAGCAGGCGCGGCGACGGGAGAUGGAGCGCACGGCGAUUUUCGAGCAGCAGCGGAAAAAGGACACGGAGAUGGCGGAGUUUGAGGAGAAGAAGAAGCAGCUCGAGGCGAUGGAUCGCGAGCGGACGGAGCGGAAUAGGGAGAAGCGACGGAAACGCAAUAAGAAUAACAAGUCUGCUGCGAAGACCGAGAAGGCUCAGGGACAGAGUGCGUCUACGGAAGGAAAGGGUGAUGUCAAGACGGAAGCAGACGAGACAAGGCAGACUGACAAGACUGAACCUGAAUCGUCUGCGUCUACAGCUGCUGCUGCUGCUGCUGCUGCGCCGGUGGCCGAUGGCGAGAUCAACCUGACGAUUGUGGACGAUUUCGACUUUUGA